This is a messenger RNA of Grus americana (Whooping crane), 3494 nucleotides long. It is a transcript of the gene MCAM, whose product is annotated as melanoma cell adhesion molecule. The transcript is spliced from 17 exons. The record is from RefSeq and is a predicted model, not a curated record. Gene Ontology annotation, biological process: angiogenesis. Gene Ontology annotation, cellular component: plasma membrane. Bases 92 to 2080 code for a protein of 662 amino acids. Lineage: Eukaryota; Metazoa; Chordata; Aves; Gruiformes; Gruidae.
UUCCUCCUCCUCCUCCUCCUCCUCCGCCUCCUCCGCCUGACGUCAGCCCGCGGCCCCGCUCAGUCGCGGGCGGCCGGCGGCGACGGCGGGCAUGGCUGGGGGGCGACGGGCGGCCGGGCUCGCCCUGGGCUGGGGCUGCUGCCUCCUGCUCUGCUGCGCUGCAGCCGGCCAGCUGGAGGUCUCCAUGCCGGCAGUGGUUGAAGUGGAGACCGGGGGCACGGCCAGGAUGGAGUGCAACUUCUACGUCCCCGGAAAUGGUUCCUACACCUACAUCAACUGGUUCUACAUCGACCGCAACAACUUGGUGAGGCUGUGCCACAUCACGGGCAGCGAGGUCGUGCAGGAGAACACAGACUACAAGGGACGGCUGUCGGUGGGGGAGGACAAGGCCCUCUCCAUCAGCAGGGUGACGGUGCAGGACGCCAGGACCUUCGUGUGCCAGGUUGGGGCGGGUAGCCACGGCGUGGGUGAGAACCGCACCGAGCUCCACGUCUACAAGGUCCCCGAGGCCCCUGAGAUCACGGCCAACCCGGGAGGCAUCUCCGUGCAGAGCAGCGACAUCCCGCAGAUUGCUCAGUGCGUGAGCAGGAACAGCUUCCCGCCCCCCAACAUCACGUGGCACAAGAAUGGGGAGCAGCUGCAGCCGGAGGAAAAGAUGGUGAAGAUCCCGUACACGCUGACCCGCGAGUCGAGCGGGCUGUACACGGUGAGCAGCACCCUCUUCACCCACGUCACCCGGGAGGACCGCAACUCCCUCUACCACUGCACCGUGCACUACUGGCUGCGGGGACAGAGGCGUGACGUGGAGUCGCAGCGAGUCAACGUCACCAUCUUCUACCCCGCGCAGCACGUGAAGCUGCAGGUCAUGCCGUCCUCGGCGCUGGUGAAGGAAGGGGACAACGUGAAGCUGGUCUGCGAGGCCGACGGGAACCCGGCACCUGUCUUCAGCUUCUACAAGAGAGAGCUGGAGGACAGCUGGCAGGACCUGACGUCGCUGGCGGACACCAAUAGUGGGGUGCUGAACCUGCACGAUGUGAAUAAGAGCAGCAGUGGCUUGUACAGGUGCCAGACCCUGGACUUGGAUGAUAUGAGACAGCUGGAGAAGGACGUGGAGCUCGUUGUGAACUACAUUGAAGGGGUCCAUGUGAAGAUGGAGCCAUCCUCACCCCUUCGGGAAGGGGACAGCGUGAGGCUGAGCUGUGACGCCCACAGCCCUGUGGCCCUGGACUACCAGUGGAGGGAUGAGAAGGGCAGGAAAGUUGCAGAAGGGAACCAGCUCCUUCUGAGCAACCUCACCUUCGAAACCUCCAGCAACUUCAGCUGCAAGGUGAUCGCCCCAAGCGUGCCGGGGCUGGAGCAGAGCAAGCAGGUGGCUGUGGCUGUUCAGGGGAAGCCGCGGAUUGUUGCUAUCAGCUCCCCGAUGUAUGUGCGGCAAGACGAGGUGGUGAACCUGACCUGCAAGGCCAUCGCCUUCCCCAGGCCCUCUGUCCAUUGGAAUGUCAACGGGACGGCUCACGAGUACGUUGAAAAUCAGCACAUCGCCAGCAACCUGACAGUGCGUGUGAACCACGACCUGCUGCGGGCAGGAGCCAUGUGCAGGGUCUCCAAUGCGCUGGGUGUCAGCGAGAAGCACAUCCAGCUGCUCGUGGAGUCCGUCAGGAAAGCGGUGGGAAAGCCACAUGCUGGUCCUCAUCGUGUAGCCCAGCGAGACCAUCAGCUGCAGCUUCCUGCGGCCCGGGGCCACUGGGCGAGGAAGCAAAGGGAUGGCCUGGUGCCUUGCAGGAAACCCUAUCAAAAGACACCAGAGAGCAAAGGGGUGAUCAUCGUGGCGAUCAUCGUCUGCAUCCUCGUGGUGGCUGUGCUGGGGUCUGUCAUCUACUUCCUGCACAAGAAAGGCAAGAUCCCGUGUGGCCGCGCUGGGAAACAGGACAUCACAAAGCCAGAGGCACGUAAAGACAAGAUUGUAGUUGAAGUUAAGUCAGAUAAACUUUCCGAAGAGGCGGGGCUCCUGCAGGGCGCCAACGGCGAGAAGAGACCUGCCGCUGACCAGAGCGAGAAAUACAUCGAUGUGAGAAACUAGAGAGGGAAUCUACUAAGUGCUUUCUUCCUUCAAACCUUUCCUGCUCUUGGAUCGCCUCGUCCCACCCCUGCUCCAGUACCUGGGGAGCACGACCAGAGACGAUUAGUGCGUCGCAGUGCUGAGACCCAGUGCGCAGGGGGCACCCCCCGACUCACCCGUCUGUUACCUCAACCGUGGGCUUGCAGGUUGUCGACUUAGCAGCAGCGAAGCUGGACUUGCUUACUACUACAGAGAAGCCAAUAGCAAUAUUAAAAAGAAAUAUGCCGUUAAGCUACCCGGUGGAAGGAUUUGGGCUUUUGUAGGAAAUCUGUCCUGUACUUGUGUGGGAAGGUUUUGAUGCGUUUUUACCCCAAACUUGCUCAGAAAAGCUGGUGAAAUUUUACUUUUACUUCUGGGUUGUCCCAGGCACCUUAGAUGUAGUGGCGUGCAGGUUAGAUGAGCGAAGAACGGAGGUGGUGCGUUAGAGCGGCAUUUGCCACUUGCUGGGGAGGUGUUAGUGCUUUGCUUUUCCUUUGAACUGUUCUUGCCUCUUUGGUUUAGCGCAGCGUGUCGGGGCGGUGCCGCGCGGGUCGGCAGCUCCGUGACGGGUAGCUGUGAUCCUAUGGCAGGCGAGCGCCUGGCAGAGCAAGGGCAGGGGCGCCCGUUUCUCAGGCGCACGCCAAACCGAGGGCUUAGGUUCUCUGGUUCGUGGCGUAGCCUUGCCGACUCGAGGCGGAGGGCUUCCCUCUCCCCGCGCCCCGGGGAAUUGGAUUGCUUUUAGGGGGCUGCACAGCUGCUGGCAGUAGCGGGUCCCAGAGCGCCCCCCAAAUUUGAAACUAAAGAAUAUUAGGCCAGGGCCAGCCAGCGAUGUCUCAGGGUUUGUUUUCUGUUGUGCCGAACACUUACCAGCCCCAGGUAAAGCUGGUUUAUUUCCGUGCUUCGGUGGCACCCCUGGCCCCACAGCCAAGCCGACGCCGCGGCAGCUGGGUGGCGGGGAGGGGAGCCGGGCAGGCAGCCCCCCUUUAACUGCUGCUGCCGUGGCCUGUCCCAGCCUUCUGCCCGAAACGUGGCUCUCCCUCCUGCCUCCUCCUCCAGAGAGCAGCCGCCCGCAGCCCCCCCCUUCCUCUCGGUCACGUCCCCUCAGUGCUACGCUGUCCACGGGCUCACCUGCCCCCAGGCCUUGGGCGAGGGGUGACAGGAGACGCGUCCCCUUGCGCACCCCCAGCAUCCUCUGCCGGCAGCGGGGAGCCGUGCGGCAGCCCGGCGGCCGGCGCCCCGACGAGCGGUGAGCUAUACUCGUGAGCUACAAGUGUUGUCGAAGCAAAAGCUUUGGUUUAUAUAUAUUUUUGUUGGAUUGUGUGUAAAUUUCCAGAAGUUUUGUCUGAUACUUGCAAGGUUUUUUUUAUAUAUGUGAAAAUAAAGUACAAAGUUCAAA